AAUAAAGACUCAUCUUAUGCUUCAGUUCUGAGCUCUACUCUGAUCUCUGGUGCCCUCUGGUGGUGAUGACGACAACUUGCAACAAGUCUUGUCCCUCCCUCCCCCCUCCUCUCCCACUAAUCUCGCCUACUCUUUGGUUUGGACGCCUCGAGCCCACCCGUGGGAGUAAAAAGAAAGGAAGAAAGAGGGAAGAAGUGAGGGAAGGAGCGCGCUGCCAGGGGGGAGAAGUGUUCCAGAGGAGAGCGAUAUUGUUUUUCUCCUGAUCUCUGGUCGAUGGAUUUAUCACUGCUAAUACAACAAAACUUUAGCUAGAAAAUCAAGUAAAGCAUGGGUGACUGGAGCUUUCUAGGGCGGCUGCUGGAGAAUGCUCAAGAACACUCCACUGUGAUUGGAAAGGUUUGGCUGACAGUCCUCUUCAUCUUCCGUAUCUUGGUGCUGGGCGCAGCAGCCGAGGAGGUUUGGGGUGACGAGCAGUCCGACUUCACUUGUAACACGCAGCAGCCCGGUUGCGAGAAUGUCUGCUACGACGAGGCUUUCCCGAUCUCCCACAUCCGCUUCUGGGUGCUGCAGAUCAUCUUUGUCUCCACGCCCACCCUCAUCUACCUGGGCCAUGUGCUGCACAUCGUCCGCAUGGAGGAGAAGAGGAGGGAGAGGGAGGAUGAGCUCAGAAAGGCUGGGCGACACCAGGAGGACCACGAUCCUCUCUAUCACAAUGGAGUUGGUGAUGGAGGAGGGGGCAGCGGGAAGAAGGAGAAGCCGCCGAUUCGGGAUGAGCACGGGAAGAUCAGGAUCCGCGGGGCGUUAUUGAGGACGUACAUCUUCAAUAUUAUCUUCAAGACUCUGUUUGAGGUGGGCUUCAUCCUGGGACAGUACUUCCUCUACGGUUUCCAUCUGAGGCCGCUCUAUAAAUGUGGUCGAUGGCCCUGCCCCAACACUGUGGACUGCUUCAUCUCCAGGCCCACUGAAAAGACAAUCUUCAUCAUCUUUAUGUUGGUUGUUGCCUGCGUCUCUCUGGUCCUAAACCUUCUGGAGAUCUACCACCUGGGUUGGAAAAAAGUCAAGCAAGGGGUCACCAACGAGUUUGUACCAGACGCUGAGUCCCUGUUCCUGGGUGGAGAAAAGCCUGGUGAUGCCGACACGAUUCCUGAGCAGACCUCUGGGUCCGCGCUCGAGUGUUUGCCGAUGUACGCCAGCGUGAACGUUAUGAGGGCUGGAGAUGCUGAGAGAGGAGCCUAUGGUCCAGCAGAGGUCCUCUUUGAUCCCAACACCAACUCCACGCCUGCCAGACUCAAGAUGGAAGGCACAGUCUUCCACCCGGAUGACUACCUAAUGGAGGCCUUGCCCACCUCUUUUUAUCACGGUGGAGACAAAGGGAGCAUCGGGAGCCAUGAGCAGGCGAUGGCGAUGGAUCAGAACUGGAGCAACAUGGAACGGGAGCUCCAGAGUCUGGAUGGAAAAUACUCCCCUUCAUCCUUCCCUCCCCCUCUCCCCUCCCCUCCCACCUCUGCCUCCUCCUCUCCUCACCAGGAGACAUUCCCGUCACUUCCACCCGGGGAACAACACUCCAUGUUCCCAACGCUCCCUCUUCGUACCCCUCUAUCGUCCCUCUCGCCUGAGGAGACCGCGGUCGAUGGGGAAAGUAUCAUCCCGACUGCGCCUUGUAUGCCCCUACACGACGACUUCACCAUCAUCACCAGGGCAGAGAUGCACCAGCCUCCGGCUGUUCCAGUGAUAGACAUCCGGAAGCCGAGCCGGGCCAGCAAGAGCAGCGGCAUCAGAGCUCGCCACGAUGACCUGGCAGUGCCGUAUAAUUCAACGCUCUGCCUCCCAUACUACUUUUGGAGGAUUAAAGCACCAGAACCAGGCCUCUUUGUCAAGGGCUGUGUUCUAAAGCUUAAAAGGGCAGCAGCUCCAAUUCUUCAGAUGUUCUCAGUGAGCGUGCGUUCAUGUUCGAAGGACUAAAGACUCCAACGCUCAUGUUUACCAUUUUAUCAAACAACAGAAGGAAAAGCUGAUGAAUGCCGAUGUAAUUCAGCCUCCAGGCUACGCUAACAGUGAACCUCUCCUCUCACUGCUUCUUGAAACCAGCUGGUGUUUGACCUCCUUCUAUGAGAGCUGUCCAGAUGAAUCAAAGGCCUUUCACUUAAAGGCCACACCUGAUUGCCUAAGCCACGCCCCCUACACUAUAAAAGCCUGCACCCAAGCCUUUGUUCCUCCUUUUCCCUCCAAACCUGCCAUGUGCCAGUGACUCCUUUUGUUCAAAUAUUUGUAUCAUGUGGUUUUGAACUAUUACCUGGAGUGGAUGCAUUAUUGAUUGGUGAAGUGUGUGACUGCAUCCUGUAAGCCAACAAGCACAACAGGGAGUGCACUGGCAGUGCAGAGAGCAAGGUGGAUCUUCCUGCAGCCAAGUGGUCCAAGAUGUAAGUAAACUGAAACACUGACGCAUCAAUGUUCAUACGACUUACGAGCUGGAACACAGCAGCAAGACUUGAUGACAAGCUUCUGACAUCAAGAAAAGAUGGCCGCCAUGGGAAUAUGGUCCAUUAAAAUGACCAUCCUCUGCUGACUCCUCCACCCUGCAGUUCUCCACCCUCACAACAUCAGCUGUGGGAUGUAACUGCAGCGGGCACAAACAAAACAGCCUUGGAGGGGUCCUUCAUGU
Molecule: messenger RNA, 2662 nt
Organism: Notolabrus celidotus (New Zealand spotty)
Lineage: Eukaryota; Metazoa; Chordata; Actinopteri; Labriformes; Labridae
Product: gap junction alpha-3 protein-like
Exons: 13
Coding region: 328-1962 (544 amino acids)
Biological process (GO): cell communication
Cellular component (GO): connexin complex
Source: RefSeq, a predicted model, not a curated record